Molecule: messenger RNA, 852 nt
Organism: Linepithema humile (Argentine ant)
Lineage: Eukaryota; Metazoa; Arthropoda; Insecta; Hymenoptera; Formicidae
Product: succinate dehydrogenase assembly factor 4, mitochondrial
Biological process (GO): mitochondrial respiratory chain complex II assembly
Cellular component (GO): mitochondrion
Source: RefSeq, a predicted model, not a curated record
CGAAGAUUAUAAAGAUUUUUCGAAGAAGAACAUAACCUCUUUUCAUAAUUUUUAUUGCAUUUAUAUAUAUCGAAUAAUCUGAACUUGACUUUGAGAUGCUUGGAAAUGUGUUGUUUUUUAAGAUAUUUAACCUAUAAAAAAUUGCUUUCGUGCGAAUUGUCGUUUUAUCAGCACUUUACUUUAGUACGAAUAUUUGCUUAAGAAGUAGUUGAUUUGCAAAUUGUUUCUUGACGACACAUCUAGUAAAUAUAAAUAAUAAGGAAUUGGAAAAUUGGAGAAACUGAGAAAAAAAGUAUAUAUAUUGACUGAAUUGGGCUUGAUUUUUCAAACCAAUUUGAAGAAUGGCAGGAAUCAACUGUACGUCAAUUUUGAAAAGCUCGCGUGAAUUGUCACCAUUUUACUUGAAAGGAUUCACACGUUUAUUCGCAUCCAAGAGCACAGACACCGAUGAGAGCCCAAGAUUACGUGAAUUUAGGAAAAAAUUGCGUGAACGCGCUCCUAUAGAGAAAUUAGAGGAGUUGAAGGAAGGCCAGCAUCCUUAUCAGGAGAAGGAACCUUUGAAAGCGUUCCCUGACAACACAAAUCCGGAUACAGGCGAAAUUGGUGGUCCUCGUGGACCAGAACCAACUCGUUAUGGCGACUGGGAGAGGAAAGGCCGUGUGACGGACUUCUGAAACGCUAGAAAAAGUUUUUUCAUGAUAAUUAAAAAUUACCUACGUUAGAGAAAUGAGAUAUUUAAAAGAAGUAAUUUAUUUUGAUACGACGCUAGAUUGAUGUAUCUUUAUCAUAAAAACGUUGGAUCUGUUUUGUAGAAUAAAAGUUAUAAAUAAAUUACGAUAUUUAUAUUGUAAA